This is a messenger RNA of Musa acuminata subsp. malaccensis (wild Malaysian banana), 1391 nucleotides long. Its product is annotated as protein trichome birefringence-like 37. Gene Ontology annotation, molecular function: O-acetyltransferase activity. NCBI's taxonomy places the organism in Eukaryota, Viridiplantae, Streptophyta, Magnoliopsida, Zingiberales, Musaceae. Gene Ontology annotation, cellular component: Golgi apparatus. The record is from RefSeq and is a predicted model, not a curated record.
AUGAGAUCGAGAGCUCAAUGGAGUUUCGUGCUUCUCUGCGCGCUGCUGUCGGCGCUGAUCGCCUCCUUGAAUGGCACGGCGACCGAGAGCUUCCGUUACACGUAUCAUCUUGGCAAUGGGACGUCGCCGGGGAGCAGGGAGGGAGCGAGCGGCAUCAGCUGUAACAUGUUCCGAGGCAGCUGGGUCUACGACCAGUCCUACCCGCUCUACGACUCCUCCACCUGCCCCUUCCUCGAUCCGGAGUUCGACUGCCAGCGCUACGGCCGGCCCGACAAGUCGUACCUCAAGUACCGGUGGAAGCCUGAUGCUUGUGAGCUCCCAAGGUUCAACGGUUUGGAUCUCCUGAGGAGGUGGAAAGGCAAGAAGAUUAUGUUCGUGGGCGAUUCCAUCAGCGUCAACCAGUGGCAGUCACUCGUCUGCAUGCUUCACGCCGCCGUCCCCGACGCCAAGACGACCUACAAAAAGAACGACACGCUCUCCACUAUAACAUUCACGGACUAUGGCGUGUCGGUGAUCCGGUACCAGAGCACCUACCUGGUGGACAUCGUGGAGGAACCCAUCGGCCGCGUGCUGAGGCUCGACUCCAUCCAGUCCGGUGCGGCCUGGCUGGGCAUCGACAUGCUGGUCUUCAACACAUGGCACUGGUGGUCACACAACGGGAAAAAGCAACCAUGGGACUAUGUGCGAGAUGGAGACCAAGUUCUGAAGGACAUGGAUCGGUUGGUGGCCUUCAACAAGGGGCUGACUACGUGGGCCAAAUGGGUGGAUGCCAACAUCAAUCCUGCCGCAACCAAAGUCUUCUUCCAAGGGAUCUCCCCCACCCAUUACAAGGGAGCAGAAUGGGGGGAUAAGAACGCAAAGAACUGUUACAGACAAACGCAACCAGUAAACGGAUCGACUUACCCAGGUGGUCCGGUUCCAGCUCAAGGAGUAGUGACGAGCGUCCUCGGCGCCAUGUCCAAACCAGUCUACCUGCUCGAUAUAACCUUGCUUUCUCAGCUAAGAAUAGAUGCGCACCCGUCUGCGUACAGUGGAGAUCAUCCUGGUAUGGACUGCAGCCACUGGUGUCUCGCUGGCGUUCCCGAUACUUGGAAUCAGAUCCUGUAUGCAGCACUUCUUUGACGGAACCGAUACCUGCAACAAGAUUUUUGCAAAGACUGCCAAAGCAUGCAACUGGUAACCAGUUAGCAAGAAUUAUCUGAUCUAUCAUCGAUUGGUGAAUUGGUGAUUGAUCACAUGAUGUUUAUGGUAUUCCUGAUUCGAAUGGUGCCUUCAUUACUGAGAAACGAUCCUCUGCUUAAAUUACAAAAUCAAAAGAGAAGCCUCAAGUAGAGGCAGAUUGUAACAUUGUCCUUUGUCAUGCUAAUAAGUUUCAGUGGAACUCAAUUUAA